AUGGAUGUGGAUUAUAUUGCAUACUUCAUGGUACUUCAGUAAACAGACAGACACGAGGCUGCUUUAAUAGACGUUUCGCGGUGUAUAUGUACAUACCUUGGUGUGUAUUCCAGAGUGAUGUCAUGAUGCCCUUUACGCAGCAGCAUAUUCUCCAUCCUGAUGGCCUGUUAGUAUUCAGAACUCUGGGCACGAAUGUUAUUCUAAUGUUUCAGAAAAUAUAUUCGUAUUUCCAUAGGUUACCAUUCGCUAGCAAAUGAUCACUGUUCUGAGCUCUUUAUAUAAAACGAUAGUUGUUUUCCAAAGAAUAACAAAAUAUUCAUGUUAUUAGCAAAUAUCAAAACUUGUCCGUCAAUACGAACACUUGUAGCUGGGCGUUAAGCCAGCAUCAAACAUACACAGUCCACCGAAACUUUCGAAUGACGGGUUGAAUUUGCAGAACAUGGGAGUUUUUCCACCGUAGUUAACGAUCCCUGCAAAAUGUGCGGACCAAUGAUACGCGUCUAGUAAUUAUUAACAGACGGUGAUUUAACUAACUGACGUACCUUUCGGACGUUCUGCCAUUUAGUCAUGGACAAAAAACGAGUAGUUGAAUUGAGUACAUUCACUUUGCUUUUAUCCUCUUACAGAUCCAUAUUGCAUGCGCCUGUGGUUAUGUCGACGUCGCUCGCUACCUCCUUGAAUGUCAUGUUGACCCCCAAAUCCCCGACAGUGAUGGCUGGCUCCCAAUCCACAUUGCCGUCUGUUGGGCCCAGGUACGCUGCCAAAACUUCCGUUUGCAUCUACAAACAAUAAAAGCUGCACCCUUUUUGUUGUCAGCGUCCCAUUCACUUCCUAUUCAUUCUAUUCAGAUUUUACAGCACACAUGGAAUUCUGACGAUCGUAGAGAAUGCGAGCAGGGGACGGAUCUUAGCAGAGCAGGAGGUUAACAGGGGGGAGUUAUUAUCUAAAUCUCGUUGUCAUAUCGACGUCUUAGGCCGUUCGUUUACAAGGCGCCUUAUUCUUUUCAUAGUCUGAUUAAAUAAAAUUACCGAGCUCAGAGCUUAAAAGCUUUACACUGAUUGCGGCUAAUUUGACUUGGUCUUUGGGAGACCACACACUCGGAAGCACUUGGCACUGUAUACAGCAACCUUCCUACUCGGCAGCAUCCGAAACAAAACGCGACGGCCCCAAAACAGAGUUUAUUCGGUUGUUGGCCUGUCCGCUAUCAUGCACAGUAGUCGUCAACACUUAUGGAGCACUGGAUGAGAUUGCUGAAAUUACUCCGAGAGACAAAAUGUCAACCAAGUGGAUCAAAUAACAGGAGACACCUUCCUAAAUCAUUGUCUUGGUCAGAGGUGGUUAUUCAGCCGCACCUGAGGCAAACAAACCCCAGCCGCCAAAAAUACGGGAAAGGUGGUAAAAGUGGGCUUUUUACGGUUGGGGCCGGGGAACGCACAGGCGACGAGCUCAAGUAGUUGUAUGGAAAAUAAAAGUUAUUGGGAAUGGGCGGUUGUAAUUUGAGAGGAUGAGAAAUAUUUGCCCUAACCCCUGAUCCCAAAACCUAACCCUUAACCCUAAUCCCUAACAGUAUUGUGUCCAUCAGGUGCGGCUGGUUAAACACAUCUAACCAAUGUCUAAACAAUAACAUGCAGACCGUUUCCUAACCACCUCUUCAGCCACACGCAAUGAAUCUAUCUGCAAGUAAUGACUGUCUUUUAUGGAGUUUCGGCAUCGUCGUAAAUGCAAUGCAGUUCCUAAAUACAUGCAGAAAAAUGCCCUUUUUAUGCUUGUUUUGCAGGACAUUAUGUUUUCGUCAACUUUUGAUCUGAGCAAAGAAAUUCUGCCAUUAAAAGUUUGAAAUUAUGAAGGCGGUUAACAUGCUUACGUUAUUAUUUUCGUAGUCCAGUUUUUACAAAUUUAUCAGUAUCGCUUUCAAGGCAAACCACUUAAUUCAUAUCUGCUGCGUCGUUUAUGAACGUCAGGUUUUUUCAUGCAUACAUAUAGUGCAUGAUUAAGGACAACAUAAAAGCCAGUUUUCAACAUUUAAAGGAGGUAGUAGACUUUUAAAAGCUAAACUUAACCACCAUUUGAGUAAAAAUAUAAAAUAAAUGACAAUGAAUUUUGGAGCGGGUUUGUAUAAAAGGCGAAUAAACUUGAGCACGACCAAAACACUAACAGAACUCUUCACAGCACCUAAGUAAAGAUACGCCCUACAAGAGUGCGUUUUAUGGAUAUUCGAAAGGAUUUUGAGUCAAAAGUAGAAACUCAAAGCAAGUAAUUUAUCUCAAGAGGGUAUGCCAAUCCAUUUGGUUUAGCAAAGACUGAUGAAGACUAUUUUCUAAUUAGAAAUAUUCUUUGGCCUUUUGGUCAGUUUUUCAGGAGGGUAUGCCCCUAAUAAGGCAUCCAAAUAUCUUGCUUAUUAAUUUCCUAUCUGAGCUGUCUUGCAUUCCAAACUCUCUAACAUUAGAUGAGCAAUCUGGACAAAGUAAUGGUGGCAUUCAUGCACAAGCUAUAUCGCCAGUUAAGUGUUACGUUGUGCCUUUGUUUCCAGUGAUGCUGAUAGGCGUCAGAGAGAACAGGGGCGAUGGGCGAGAAUGUGAACUGGCACAAGUUGGCGCACUGUCGAUUCGGCCUUGGUUCAGAUGAGGAUAACGUCGUCAAAUUACACGAGACAUUUAACAAGUUCGUUUACUAAUCAAAACGGAAAUAUUUUAAAGACAGAUUGUGGAAAAAGCAUAACCCACAUAUCCAGACAGUUUUGUUUUGAGAGUCGCCUCCUCCGUUGAAUUACGUAUUUCCCGUAAUUUCCCUUAAAAAGUAAUAUCGGAUUUUUGAAAUGUCGGACUGUCAGGUUUCUAACGUGUUAUUGAAUAUACGUGUCAGUAUAAUGCAGCUUUUAACUGCGUUGUGUACAUUCGGCAGAAUAGUCACCCAGCUAGAAAAUAACCCCGCCCUGCGUGUCAGAACACAUGAAGGAUGGUUGACUUCGUAAUGCCACCUGGUGCACAAUAACACUUCACAGAUAUAGUAAUCAGCUCCCAUUUAUCAGAGGGACGGCUAUAAAGACGAUUUGACGUUCGCCUGCGUCCAACAAGAAAGGCCUUUGGGCUAUGCGAGUUGGUUGUGCCCAUGCCCUGUCGUAUCGAAGGUUUUUUAAAAAAGCAGAACUAUCCUUCGCCUGAAGAGGUAUAUGUGUAUUCUGAUAAUUUAAGUGGCGAAUUCAACCAUCCUUCUUUAGAGUUAGAAGAUUCCUGUGCAUAGGGUGUAGAUUAGGCACGCAGAACACGAGCACACCCUGCCCGACGCGUGGAACGCCAGUACGGACUGUGAGUGGGACAGGGGUCCAUCUCAACCGUGCACUGUGUCACCAUGGGCCCUUUAUCAGCGAUAAGAAAUGGCGACCCCAGCGGUCAGGCCUCUUGACUAUCCCUUAUUAACUUGCGAUGUAGACCCCAAACUACUCGGCAGGAUGCUUAACUUAACACUUGGUUGACAGAAAUGCCUAUUAAAACUUUCUGAUAUUCGGUCGGUAAUCAAUUAUCCCCCGCCCCUCGAUAGGACAGGGGAAUAGGAGCGCUCUCCUUGUAGAACAGGCGACCUAACGCUAAAUUCCAGCAAAGCUACCUAUUCCCAUGUCCCAGCCCCAAUACCAACCCUGAACGUAAGCCCAAUCCCAUUACAAUCUCUAGCCCUGCCCUUAGCCCUAAACACUAACCUUAGCCCUAGUCCCAAUAUUAACCGCAACCCCACCGUAACCGCAACCUUAGCCCCUAUUUCCUUGGAAUUUACCGCACAACCACCUGCUCUACAGGGGGUUUCUACUUUCGUGUCCUGUUGUUGAGGUAGUUCAGUUAGCCUUAUUAUCAAGCCUAAAAAUACAUUCUGAACCAGUGGCCACAGCACUGGCCCAUGAUCUCAAGCACACCUUGGGGGGGGGGCCUCGUAGCUCAGGUGGUUAGAGCGUUGGCUGCGCUAAAGCCUUCCCCUUACUGCGUGGGUUCGAAUCCCACCGAGGCGCCGAGUUUUUCACAGUUGGGUCAUUAUGAAUAUGCUGGGCUGUCAGUUUUUGCCACAGGUCUAGGUUCAACUUCGUCAACGGGGUACUUAUGCACCCGCCUCCAUCGUACUUGUCUUCUCAGCGACUGAACUGAAUUCGGAACACAGUUGACUUCUAUUUGUCCGGAAUGAGAUCAUUCGGACGUAUCACAAGGCAGACUGGUCGUGCCUGUGGGCCAUUCCUGCUUCGAGUGGCACGAGCAAUUCAACUGAAGCCGUUGAGAAACCACUUAUGUGCAGAAUACUUGGCCGUAACAGGUUAGAUUAAUCCUCUUGUCUUCAGGAGGGCAUUCAAACCCUCUCAAGAAAUAGCCAUGAAUGCUCCUCGAGCCUGAAGCACUCCUCGUUGUGGCAACUGUAAGACUGUGUCCGGUCGGUCGUGCUGAUGAGAGUAUUUUUCCGGCAGUAACUUGUUGCUGUUUUCGAAAUCUGCCACUGUGGACAGCAAGGAAAGUAGUUGGAUAAACCAGGCUUCCCCCGCGGUUAAAAAUGGCGCUGUACGCGUCAAACGUGAUGCGACUCAUAAUGUGGACUGUGGAUUUUGCGCUUCAGGCUCUGAAGAUUAUGAGAAAUUUCAGAUUGAAAAUAGACAUCUCCUACUGAACGCCUUUCCUCUUUCUCAUGCAUAGCUGUGAAUCACACUUUCAUUGCUGUUAUCAGUUCUAGUUAUUUUACUAUCCAAAGGGCUUAGGAGAACUUGGAAUUCAAAAUGAAUUUAUGCAAACUGUUUAUCUGUGUGCCGCCGCUGGUUUUAAAAGGCCUCACGCGCACGUUACCCACACGUGGUGAUCUUAUAACGUAUCCCUCGACUUAGAGGCGUUUUGGCAGAUUAGAAAUAAUUCACUUUGAUCCAACUGUGAAGAACUCGGUGCCUUGGUAGGAUUCAAACCUACGAGAAUAACGGGAGACUUCAGUACAGCCAAUGCUCUAACCAUCUAAGCUACGAGGUCCCAAAGUUGGGUCCAAGUGAAUUAUUCGAAAUCCGCCAUAAAACCUUUGAAUUACGCGAGUCUGGCAGUCAUCUGGUGGAUUCUAGGUGUAUUUCUUAGGAAAUCCUUCAUGAGCAGUCAGCAUACUGUAUCAGAUUUGGUGGUACCAGACGUUUCAGUAAGUGGGGCGGGUAAACUUGACCCAAAUGUGAAUAAAUUCGCGUCGUCCGGUGGGACCUCGUAGCUGAGAUUGUUGGAGCGAUGGCUGGACUAAAGCCUCCCCUUGCUGUUGUGGGUUCGAAUCCCAUAGAGGCACCGACUUUUUCACAUUUGGUUCGAAGUGGAUUAUCUUAUGAUCCCUGUGUCCAUCAGACUGGCUGCGUUUUGCAGCGAACUUUUAGUAGCCUGAAGGUCAUAGUCGUUUCCUACUAAGCAAACAUAUCGCAGCAGCAACAACACAAAGUUUACAUUCAGAUUUUACAGAAGGUGGUUGCAUUCUUCCCUAAAAAGCAGAAGCAAAACUUCCCAGUUCUCUGUCUUUUAGCCUAUUCAUAAUGCAUACUAUUCCUGACUCGCUUAAUUAUCUCUGAAGGAUUAAUAUUUAUUUUCACUGCAAGAUGUUAACUGUUGUCAGCACAAUUGCUCUCCGUCUGUGUCUGACGACGACGUGGGGAACCGAUAUCGAAAAUCUACGCAAUAAAGUUCCUUUUACCAAAGAAUAUCUUUGACUUCAAAUUUUAUUUCUUGGGAUAUCUGCCUUCAAAUAGAUUAUAACUAUAUAAGGCAUAUAUGAUCUACGUUUCCCUUAAUAAACGUCUCUUAUUUUCCAGCAAUCAGUCAAUCUCGACCCUUUUUAAAUAUGCUCACAAUUAUUCCUCUUUUAUAAAGAUGGAUAUUAUCGAGUUGUUGGUGGCCUACGGAGCAGACAUGAACCUUCCGACUCAGAGUGGCCAAACAGUUUACAGUAGGUUUUGUAUACUUUUAAAACAUUCAAUGAGUUUACGACUUGCCUUCGAAAGUAGUUUCUGUCCUUUUUUCUCCUACAGGACCUCAAUACAGUUGCAGGUCAAACUGUUUACAUAUGCACAGUUUGACUGUCUAGUCCAAGUAGCAUUGUCUUGUUCGCUCCGUGGCCUACCUCGAACGGCGUCUGUCAUACAUACAGCUGCUGAUGCCAGUCAUAAGAUUGGACAUCAACAGUGAAAUCAGUAGUUCUUUCAUAUAUGCGUAGUUUUGCAUAGCGGCUUGCUCCGGUUCACUCGAAGAACCUCUGCAACCACUGAUUAAUUGAUGGUUUCUGUGAAUAUUUGGAAAACUCUGGCUUUUAUUAGUUUUCGAGGUAGAGGAACUUGAGUCUAUAUACAUAUGACCUUCUUAUUACCUUGUGGUUGCUAGUGUUUCGCAAAAUGACCAUUUAACAUAUUUUUCGAUGGUGAACCCGACUUAUGGGAUUUUUUACCUUUCUGGUUUAGUAGUCUUGACCCUUCUAAGUCGGAGAGAGUUUUUCGAAUUCUCAACCCACCCAUCAAACCCUGAAUUAAAUAAGGAAAUUUUAACACGCACAGCCAAACGAGUCUACAAAGUUAGCCGCACUGCUGCCCAUACAAUAUCAAAUAUCGCAUGUGAUACUUUAUUUGGAGACUACGUAUUUGGAAGUCGCAAAAAUGCGGUUAUUUUAGGAACAAGUCAGAUUUUUCGAUACUAGACUAUUUUAAAAUGAGCAUGAACUUGAGGUGAGUGACGCUUUCUGGAAAGACGUGCAGCUAAAACGUUUGUAGCAGUGCAGGUCGGGUUGAAAGCGUCUCGAGAUCGUUAAGGGUUGGUACCAUUUUAUAUGAACAGGAGAAUGCCCCAACUAAAGAUCGAACUAGAAAUUACUACUUAACUUUAAUCUGGAGCUCAUGCAAGGGACAUUUAUUGUGAAAUACUCAUACACCGUACGGAGAAAGAAACCUGUAAGCAAACGUCCAUCGAUGGUAUUUUUUAACUUGAAGUCCAGAAUGAUUUUAUGCAUACAGUGUCUAUCGAGUUAUAUUAGCAUGUACCCUAACACUAUUCCGGAAUAGCACGUCAAGUCAUUCUGAGAACGUCAACGCUAGACUGUAUAGUGCGCAAAUGAUUCUAUUAAAGAACCUCAGCAUCGUAUCUUCAUUUUUCAAUUGCUGACGUCAGCUUUUCAACUGGUUUGAUGCAUAAAAGGACUCGCUUUUAAUUCAAUACUUCUUUUACGUCGAGCUAGAUGGUUGCUGUAGGCAUUACGUCUGCGUCAGCUAUGUAAUUAAGGAACCCACAAACUCGAAAUGUCAUUUUGUCAAAUGGGUAAUCUCAGAGUCAGGUCUACGUGACGAGUCCUUCUGUUUGAUCAUUCACUUGACUGAGCUCUGGCACACACACACCAGGAUAUAAAUCUAAAGUUGAACACAAAGUGACGUGCACGUUACAUCAGCCUAAAUUUUACAAAAUAUCAAACCGUUAAAUAACAUUCGAAAUUGCCGAAGUGAAAGUAGAGUAUUUAAUUGAGCUACAUAUUUUGCGGUGGACUCACACUUGAGGGCCUGAAAUCAUUCUGGCGUAAUAAAAAAAUAGUAUUUAGAAAAUCAUACAGCUGCUUUCAUUUAACGUUCUCCGGCAUAACUCCAUGAAUCCCCAUGUCGUAUCUUUGAAAUGCAUGAGCUUUAUUUAUUGGGAAAAAUUAGACACUUUGCCUGGAGGUUUUAGUUUCAAAGCAAGUUCUACAAUGUGAACUAGUUUCCCACACAUUUCCCCUGAAGUCUGCGAGUCAGCAUUUGCCUAUCUGUUGAACAAAACUCAGAGGCUUGAUCCAAUGUGAUUUUCUUGGCUGGUUUUUGUGUGGCUACAUAAUAUAUGGCCUUUUGAAUUUUCUGAGCCGCUACGAACCUGGAAAUUUAAGACAUUUUUGUCAGAGUUCUGUGCCCAUUAUAAAUGGUUCAGACAGAGUAGUGAACUCAGAAAAUUUGCCCACUGACUCUCUUACCGACCGUCGGUUUCUUGGAUAAGAGAAGCUCGUCUAGCGCAUUUGGUCGACGUCGGAUAACAAUAUCCUCAAAAGAACAGGGGUGUUGCUGGUAAAAUGCUGCCUUUAGAUACACCGAAUCUUUAUGGCUUAAUCAAUCAUCCUGUGGUCUGAAGUUAACGAAAUGCAGAGGCAGAAAGAGGACAAAUUGUGAUUUAUCAAUGAAAGAUGUCACCUUGUUUCCUGUCAACAAGAAUACAGAGAAAUUGGUUUUGUUUUUCUUUAUGUUUGGCGGGUUAACUGUCUGACUCCAUCAACACAGGAAAUCCGAUGACAUAACCUGAGCCAGGCAGGGCAAAAAUAUACCAAUAAAAGAUUAAUUAUCUCACAAGACUUUACGGCCAAACAACGCAAACUCUCUGUUCUUCGUCGCAUUGUGCAUUUAAGUUAGUGUUUCAUGCCUUUCUCUUUUCAAGGGAAAGUCCUCUGGCCCCAUAUAAAAUGUUUGUUUUGCAUUAAACAAAACCUUCUGUGCAUACUCUAUCUCUAAUAACUCUAAAUCAUUGAAAAAGGCAAUUUUUUUAAUUAUGGCUUAUGUCGAAUUCAUUUAAAUCUAUUUCUUGCAUCUCCCAAUGUUCCGUUCGAUUGUAAAUUUAUUGUUAUUUGCGACGUGUUACUGAACAGAGUUCAUACAAGAGAACUACGCCAUAAACCAAUUUGCAGUUACGGAGCUUAGAAGCCCGUCUCUGUUAUGCCAACACUUGAACAUUUCUCAUGAAAAAAUUUGGGAAAAAAGACCGCCAGAGAAAUUGAAAAAUUGCCUGCUGAAUCUGUGGUCGCGGGAAGCGGGGUGAACCUAUUUCAUCCUUGAAUUCGAAGUUAAAGCUUAAAUAUAUUAAACUUCCAGCUUAAAAAAACAAAUAAUUACAGACUCUAUUAUCCUCCAAAUGCUCUUCCUCGGUAUCUUUGCGAUCGAACUGCUCCUCGAAAAUGCAUCUUACUUUGAACUUUAGGGUUUUUUGCUGUUUUCAUAAUAUUGAUUUCAUAUGGUAUAACCCUUUUACUAGACAGGGUGAAUAUAACUCGUUGUUUCCUUCCAACUCGUGGCCUCUUUUUGCUAAUACGUGACUUUACAGGGCUGUGUUUGCAGUUUACUAGGUGUACGCUAAAGUUCGACGUGCACAAAUACUAAUCUCUUGUUACGCUUGCCUAUGCUUUUGUGCUUUACAGCCAUAUCGGAUUCGAAGGAGCUCCGUGAACGUCUCGCAGAGAUCUGGGCCAGACGCGAAGAACUUAGAAAAGGAGCUAAACGACAACCGCUAGGAUUCCAAAACGCGCGCUCCUCUGUCCGAAGGCGAAGGUGAGAGUGCUUGAGAACGAAAUCUUUUGCUCUUGAGAAACGUUAGUCCUCUAAUCCCGGUCACUCACAUAUCUUAAGAUGAAAGGACUUCGUUUGUGUACAUGGUCAGCAGCUGGUUACUGGACUUAUGGGAACUGCCCCGUAGGACCACUUUUUCGGAUUAGCUCUUGGGUAUCUUGCAGAUCUAAGGCAACGUCCUUCGGUCAAGCAGCGCAGAUCAUAAAGAUUGACCGGUGGGAAAACCGAACUGACUUUUUCCAAUACGCUAAAAGCUAACGCAAUAUAAACAUUCAAAGUUAUCAAGACUUCGUGCAAAAACCUGACGUUCCCACUUGCCCGGAUCUUGCUUCUACUCGCUUUACCUGUCCAUGCGACAUCAAAAUAUGGGAAAAAAUGAUAUCAAAUACCUGGGCACAAAAAUACGCUUAUAUCCUCGCGACCUUCCACAUCCAACUUCACGCAGUAUGCGCAUAUUAUAAACUACGCUAUUGCGUCCAGGAAUAUGUAGGUGAACAGCUCUGCCAUAGCUACAAAGAAAUAUUGGUACGCCAAACUUUCUACUUCACAGACUUGUUGUAGCAAAGAGAGCUGACUUGUAUGAAUUACCAAACUCCAGGCUCCCGGCCCCCACAAAUAGGAGAAGUACGUAAUACAAAAAGCACAGCCUGACUGAGGAUGCGAUGGCCUCAGCAAGGAAAAGUCGGUAGAACGGAUAGCGGGACUGUGCUUGACUGGCCUCGAAAUGGUUAUUGGGUGGAUAAUUCUGUGCCGUAAAGCGAAUGUUAAAUAUAACUAGGACUUGCAUAGUUACUGUCCGCUUGUCGGAAAUUCAAAUACGAGCCUGUGCAUAAGCAAACAUUGUAGAUUUCAUAGCUACAGAAUACCCUUUAGUUUUAUAGUCAAGUCGAGGCACAAAAUCGCAAGACAGAGCAGAAAGGUUUAGAAUCAUCUAUUGUGAGUCCCGUUUGGUCCUGUUAUGAUGCCGUGGGAUUGCAAGGUCUAAGAUACCUUUCUUUUAGAGUUGAGGAAAUUCCGUGGCAGAAUUCAGGAGACUGAUUUGGUAGCAUUCGUUUGUUUUCGAUAAAUUCUCCUCAGGCCAGUACAAUUAUAUGGGAACUGGAUACAAUCAAGCAUGUCGGUGAUUAUCGAAGUCGAUUAAAGUUCGCCUUAAGACACAGGCGAGGUGUGGAAAUAGGGCGGAAGUAGUAAGACUCACUGCCUGAGGCGGGGUAAAAGCAGAAGGGCGCAGAGAGUUGAAUGAAGAUAGUCGACUUUUGCCCACGAUAAGCGCGAAGCCUGAACGAGACUCUUCUACGCGCAGAAAAGCGACUUUCGUAAUCUGAUUGCGGUCGCUUCUGCCGUUGCUAGCAGAUGCUGGCCCAGUAUACUAAAGUAGCUCGAUGGGACCUUAUAAAGCACAAAACAGCUGCCUUGGGAUCAAUACUAUGCUCGCAAUUAAAUUCUGCAAGAAUGGGGCGUUUAGGUCCCUAGUUUUUCCUUUUCCCAGUCAUGCCGGUAGGUGUCCUCGUAUUCUCUCUUUUACGUAUUCCAAACAACGUCUGUUAGAACUGAAUUCACCAUGCGUUGGGUGCUUAUACUUUCCGCUACAUCCUCUCCCAGAUGGUUCAGGCUAAUACAGAAGGCACUGCGUUUUUGCACAUGACCUGCGUGAUGCAGUUUGCUUUGAAACUAACCACAUACAAAAAAAUGGAGCCAAGUUGGUUCAUGACAUGCGUUUUUAGAGAACCGCUGAAUCUGCGUAAAUCAAUUACCAGCAUCGCACCUACCGUGCGAAGUGAUGAGGUCACACCAGCCACUAGGCCUUAUCUUAUCUCCAAUCGACUGAAGGACUCAAGUGCAUUACUGGCCCAUGGGGAUGCGAAGAGAGAGUAAGACCGAGCAUGGGGAACCUUUCCUCGAAACAAACUGCGCAUUGCUCAGUACAAUAACUGUGACGCAGUUUGACUCAUACUAAUGUCAAAAAGCACUGGCUUGGGAGUUUUCAUAUAGGUGGAAUGGAUCACUCCUCCUUUAGAAGGAGGGUCAUUCUGCAAUGAAUCUUUUAUAAUUAGGUUUUUUUAUCAGCUUUAACUUCGCUGAGGUCUGAGAGCGUGUGCGACAUCGUGUCACAUCAGACACCGUGUCAUACUUCAUUACCAGUUGACCUGAAUCGGAUAAGUCACUGGUAGAAGAGAAGGUGGAGUGUAGCGAGUUCUGCUCCGGAGUUUAGUCACUCACCAUAAACGGGGAAGCAUUGUUUUCUGUUAUGAAAGCAUGAUAACAAUAGUGCAUUUGAACUUUGCCGACAGACAAUGUAGGUCCGUUCAACUGAAUAUUCAGGAUGAAGCUUCAAUGGUUUCCUCAUAUGCUGGUUCUUAUUACAUGCGUGGAUUUGAAUGCUGAAUGUGCAUUUGAAUGUGCCCACCUAGCAGAGUAAUUCGGAUCUACUCCAUACUCAGAAUCAGGCUGCAAUGGUUUCCUCAUAAGUUGGCUCUAAUUACACACAUGACUAGACCGUGUGAAUCACAACAUUGAAUUUUUAGUCUUACCAAACACCGAGAGCGCGUCCACCUCCGGACAUCUCAACUUGGUCAUGCUACCAGAGCGCUGUGGGUGAGGGGAGAGAGGAUGAGGUAGAUGUGGCGGGUGCCUGCUUCCCUGUAAGCAAAUUCCCGCAUUCUUAGCGGCAGCGACCACCUAGUGAGACAAGAGUUGAAUCUUAUCACCUCUCCUGGUCUAAUUACGGUGAGUAUAGCGCUCUGUUUUGGAUGACAGUGGGGAAACAUAGCCACCUGCCGCUGGGACAUGAGAAUGUUGUCUGAGAGUAGAACUUGUUCGUAGGAAUGGUCUCCUACCAAAUCUGCCUACCUGAUUUACUGUAAUAGCCUAUUCAGUGCGCUGGCUGGGUUGUCUUUUGUGGUCUCGGAUGGACUUCUUGCAUUUCGAAGCUGCAACCAGCUGGAGAACUGGAGAGCUGCUGGGCUGUUUGGUCACCAAAAAGCAGCCUCUUUGUAUCCUGAUGACCGUAGUGACUUACAUACUUAAUGCCUGGUCAACCAUAAGCAGUCGGUUUGCGCUUGGCAAAGUGCCAUUGCCAAUAGCAUCGCAGAGGAGGUGGCGUUUCUAGUCGGUUGUCGUGAAAUAACUUUAAGGUUGACCAAAUAAUGCGUUUGUGAAUUAUGCACACUUCGGCAUGUGUGCGUUAGUCAUGCUUGGAAACAAUCACUCCCUAAUUAGAUUAGAGGAUAAGUCUGACAACAAAUAACCUCUUCUUGAAGUUCUUGUUUUGAGGGAAGAUGUAUGUGAGUUUCGUAAAAUUUUGUAAUUAUGAGAAUAUUUCGGAAUCCAGCAUUAUACCGCGCGAAUUCCAGUAUCAGAACAUUCUUAAAUGCUGCUUUCGAAGUAAUAAAACUAGUUCAGUGCUUUUUUGAUUUUUUAAUUAAUAGCAAGAGGCCUUGUCAUAAGUAAAUAACUAUCCGUUUUUGGGGACAGAAUAUGGGACCUAAACAGCAAACAGGAAUGUAUGUUUUGGCCAAAAACAUGCGAGAUAAGCUUAGCAUUUAAAACAGAGAUGUCCCCUUGUUCAAAAAAAUCAAAUUUAGUGAUGUCCAAACAUGUUGUGAAAGGAGUAAGGCAAGUAGACUCCCAGGCAUUCGCAUCCGGGAAAUUUUAAUCCGCUUAUAAAAUCAUCUUAAGCAAUGCAACACACAUGCCGCUUAAGGAGUUUUUAUAAGUCUCAUUUACAGCGUGGUUUGAAAUAAUCUUGUGUAGAAUUCCUAAUUGAAUUGUGUAUACGUUGGCUUGGAAUUUUACUCGAUGUGAAUCAGCGUUUCACUUCCCCUUAGUAACAUCUGUCUGAAACAGGGUCCAAAUUUUCAGCCCACAGGAAGCCUGGUCUGAUCCUUUGUGUUCCUUCUGCCUGUUCAAGUCAACUUUCCCUUUGUCUUGAAAAUGAUUAGCUGACUAGAGGUAGUUAACUGCCAUUAUUCUAGCCCUUACUCCAACCAAUUGCCUCUCAAGCUAUUCUGGUAUUCUGCUCUUCGACUAACUUAAUUUCCUUUUUCGGGAGGACGUAAUAUGCGACGUGUCCACAGGUAAUCUGCCCUCUCGCGAACAGGGGUUUGCGGGAAAAUUUGAAAUGUCCAUCUUUAUCAUCUGUACUAUAGUAGUGAUGUUGGUGUAAAAACCGGAACUUACUGUUAAUCCUAAUCAAAUUUCAUUCUGUACUGACUAAGACGACGUCUGGGAAAAUUUUCAACAGGACACAGUAAUAGGUAUUCCACGGAUUACAGGUUGCUUUGCGUUGAAUUCCAAGGAGGUCCGGUUUAGAGUUAUGGACUAGGGUAAGCACAUGAAGGUAUGCACCCCUAUACUCAUCUGCUAUACCGGGGUUGUCUAUUCGCGUUUCCAACUAAAUGUUUAAGCGCAAUAGAGACCGUUCUGUAUGAAAAAGGAGCGUCAGAUUAGGAAAGACCAAUCCUGAAUCUCUCAAUACACAACUGCUCAGAAAAGAAGAAUUCAAAAUAAUACAUGCUGUUGGAUGUUGCCAUGUUUAGCCGGAGGCACACACAUGAAUAAAAAAUAUGCGUCCGUCGUCAGUUUCGGCCCGCUUUGCACAAUGCGUUUCCGUCCCGUUGGAUUUACUCUAUUGUUUAGUGCCAGUCAAUCGAGUAUUUAACCCUUCGGGUCUGGCACCCCAACUAAGAGCAGAUUCCUCUUGGUUCAAAGCACACUUCAGUUGUAAUUUUUUGUUGGUCAGGGGUCUUUGUCUUGCAAUGUUUUCGGGAUACUCGUCGGGGUAUUUUAGUCCAAAACGAACUGUACUUUUCUUAUUUUAGGCACUUUAAGAAGUCUCUUUCAUUUGGAGUUUUUCGUAGUGUUUCAUCAAGAAAUCGAACUCGGAACUAUGCCUGUGAUUUCUCCGACGGUUCCUUCUUCGGAUUUCAGUUUCUUCUGUUGGCAAUUAAGUUCUUAAAUUAUAGGCCAAUUGCAUUUAAAUAAGGCUUGCAGAGUCAGAGGAAAGGAGCCAAUAUGCGGCCCACAUUUUCUUAUUACUUAUUACGGCCUACUGACUCUUACGAAAGUAGUGUCGUUUAAUUUGGGUACACUGGUUGCCAUUUUUCAAGGUAACAUAAAUUAUCACAUUCAGAUUAUUUCUCGGUUGGUAUACAUGGCAAUUUGGUAUAUUUCCCCUUUGCUGGUUACUUUGGCGCCUCUCCCUCCCCCCCCCCCUUUGUUCUGUUGUUCUGCAAAUUUAUGCCGUGCCGUCGGAUCAAUCUUACCACUUUAUUCUAGUUGGGUUCGCCAACUUCAUUCGUCCUUGGGUUUCUAUUGGCUAUUUCUUCGCCUUGAUUUCUAAAAUUGACGUCUUAUCGUAUAGACGCUAUAUUAAGCUUCAUUUGGUUUUUGGUGUUAAAUUUCGCUAGUAUUCAAUUUUCUGGGUCGAUUGCAAAGUCAUGCACGGGUUUAUUUGAACAUGUUCGCGGAAUUAUAACAUUUUUCCAAAACUUAGUCCUUUUUCACCGCCCAUUUUCCCAUGUAUUAGCCUCACCCAUAUGACUCCUGCUUCCACCGGUCGCGUAGGAUACGAUGCCCUAUCCUCCGCAUUCUUGAUGGGGCCGCAUAUUGCGUCGUUGCAGAGUUAGGUUAACUAAAUUAUGCUUUCGUCUACAGUUUGGAUAGUCAGAAAUGGCAGGAGGGUUAAUUUGCAUGUACUUUUAUUUUAAAAGCUCCAUUGUUCUGCGGAGAUCGGUCCGGGAGAAACGUAAUCUCACUGUGAUGGAGGCGCGCUUGGAGAAACAACUGGGCGAGCGAGAGGAGGCCAAAAUUGUACAGGAGAUGGGCAACGGUCUCGAAGGUUUGCCCCUGUCUGUACAGUCACCGCCUUUUGCCCCCGCUUUGGCUCCCGCAGCUGCCGCCACAGUUCCGAAGGCCGCAGAUUCUCCCAAAGUACAGCCUCCGGUUCGACCUCCUCCAAGGGCAAACUCAUCACAAAAAGCCGUUCCCGCGACUGGCGUGGUUGGCGAAACCCAGCAGAUCACAGACUUCCGCAACCCAGACACCAACCGCGAGGACCAAUUUCUGCCGCGAGUCAGUCAAAAUAGCACUAUCGAAUUGCCGGGCGGGUCGCCGAACAGCGCCACGCCUGACGAUAAACGCCUCACGAUGCCCCCAAUGCCCCCGCCUCGCGCAAAAAAGGUGCGUCCACGAUAUACUGCAGAUUUCACAGGCAUUUGUUGUUUAAAUGAGUCACCCCGCUUGCAGCAUCGUUUAGGUGCCUUCUACUGCUAAUAUUCAAGCGAAUCUUAAGUAUUGGGCUGUAUGAACUCAAAAUUCUUCUGCCGACUGCUCAAUUUCAUAUACCCAGGGUCAUGCCAUAAAUGAAAAAAACCUGCAAUUUUAACUCGAUCUACACCUCAAUGUCAACACGAUAUUGUAGUUGCGGCCAAUCAAGUAAAGUCUCCAAGUUGUCGUCAAGGGUAAUAAGUUCAAUGAAAAAAUUAGCUCGUGUGUGAGAGGACGUUUAUUUUGAUCUUGUAUGUAGUCGUUAAAUCUACCUGCAACUCUGGUUCACCUGGCAUAUGACGGUUUGUCGUUGGCUCCUCAACUUGUCCUCGCAAUACGAUAGGAAAUCAAAGUUGAGUUGUUUAGAGAGACGCGAUAGCACCGCGUCUGAUGCGGGGAUAAAAAAUUGAUAAAAAAACGGCAAAAGGCUUGUCUUGUUGCUAAACAGUGCAAUUGCCCAGGAAACGCACCUCCUGUUCUGACAACACAUCUGCACUUGUUCCCCUUUAGAGGAGCCGCUAGAUAUAAGUCGACUGAGCCAUUUUAUACUUUUACUCCUGAAGACAACUUUCAAAAUAAUUACUCAACUUCUGAAGGUACACGUCCGACUAUGUCAUUUACAACGAAAAACAUCAGAACAUAUUCUGUCCUGUAGGGAUAUAAUAUACUUAUUACGUAUUGGUUAAAAAUUUCUCAUUUCUGAGGCAAUAAUUCAUGAACCUUUUAAGGUCUUUUACUUUCUAGUCAGGUGAUACUCGCUGCUCGAAGUUCGCCUACUUUGAUAAGAGUUUUAGAAUCCUUGUUUAAGCGCAAAAAUGGGUAGCAUUUAUAGUCUGGUCUCUAAGCGGUGAUCAUGCAGUCAUACUGUACAGUAUCUGGACUAUCUCAUUAAACGCUAAAUCAAAUCUGAAGUGUGUUUUCGAGUUGAAAGUAUUACUUGGAUGGUGUUACAAUACUGAACAUCGUACAGCAUAAUCCUAGGUUGCCACGCCAGAAUGUCGGUCUAUGAGUGAGUUCUUUUACAGCAGUCCGCAAAACCACACUCGAUAAGAAAUAACUACUGAAAUCACAUGAUUUUUACUAAAUUUCGAUACCCUUAUAUAUUCAAUCAUAUUUUGCAAAAGACAUGUUUAAAAUAUUCUUUCUUGCACUCAUUUGGCAGCUAAUUAUAUCACUUUCGAAUUCUGUUAUUAAAUAAGGGGCAUCUUUCUGUUUUAAAGGCAUUUUUUAAUUUUCAAGUAAUUUUGAACCCUAUCUGCAGUUGCACUUACGCUUAGGGUCGCCAAACUGCACACAGCAUGCUUUGCAUGUAUUGACAAUCGUACAUUUUUCCACACUGUCAAGAAGAUGUCAUCUAAGGUUCAGAAUAUUUUGUAAUGCAUGUUAAAAGUGUUAUUCAAUCAACUGCUAUCACUAAUAAAGGAACAAGUACGAUGCUGUACGAAUGCACAUUUCGUGAUCUGUCGCUAGAAGAGAAGAGGCGAGUUCCAGGAAGCAGACCAAAAGAUAGAGAGGAAGAAGCGAUCACCAGAGCAAGAAAUUUAUUCGCGGUUUAUUUUAAAGUCUUACGAAAUUUCAUGAUUACUAAUGAUUCAAAAAUGUAAACAUAAUUAUAUAACGGUUUUUGGUGCGCGUCAUGGGCAAAAGGUCUCAGAAGGUAUUUGCUAUCACGAAUGAGGUGAGACAUGAUUGUGCUCUCGCUGUCACCCACUUCAGUCAUAUUUUCUCCACGUUCCGUGAGAAGAGACUAGGAAUCAACAUUGGUUACGAGACGGAAGGACGAGUGCGGAGACAGGGACAUAUAAGGCCAGUAUCACGACUUCUUGUUCUGGAAUGGCCGCGCUAACUAUCCCAACGUAACUGACAGGUAACGGAGCCCAAGCCUCCGUGCCUCCAGCUGCUCCAUCUUCUGACUGACAAUUAGCUUGGAGCAGAGAGUGGUCGCGUGCCACCCGGCGGAUUGGGACGAACUCACGUUAAGUGUCAGCGUAACUCGCUUUACAUCCGUAAACGAAUUCGCAUUCCCCAGUGAACACCUUAUAGAGAAGCAUCAACGUCGACGAUAAACUCGAUAAUCGGGUCUACAAGGCAGCCGAACCAUCGGCAGACUGCUAAAAUCCACCUGAAGUCGACAUCCUGGUUAACACAGAACUGACGAUAUAAGGGUCGUUGUCAUGACUACGCCCCUACAUAGAACGGGGGCGCGACCAGUAACGUAGAUCCAGUUUCCACGUGUUCCCAUGCAUCGACCUGAUCAGUCACCUGCAAAGCCAUCGCAGUGUCUUGAGCCCCGACUCCCAUCCUUUACGCAGAGUUUAGACGUCCGCACUGCCGGAGGACAUUCAGAGACACUACAUAGGCCCAUUCAGCCACAUGCGAGUACACGAACUCUACAGAAAAGCCGCACGUCGCAUGUCUCCAUGCAGCAACUCUCUUUCUGUCCGCAUGCACACAAAGUACAUAUAGCCUACGUACGGGCUUGUUCUUUCACAAGGACAUAUGGAGCAGCUAUCAGCGCUACACAACACAUCAUUCACAUAAAAACAACGCGGUGCGAUUCGCCAUCGUCACUAUGACGCUCGAGCGUUACAUGUGAGAAGCUGCACAUCAGGCCUAUGUUAGAAGAGCUUAGGUCUGUGUGUACCUGUGUGUGUCGUGCCCCCAAAACGGGCCUCGCGGUAGGUACGCUGGACCAAGACGGGGACUGGAUCGGAGUCCGUCAGGCUUUAUCGGGAAUACGCACCCAUAACAAAUCCCAACAUUCAGGGUACAGUGGCAGGCCCUAUUGCGCACCUCGAACACAUCGGGGUCUCAGCCGUCCCCCCCCCCCUUUGUUUUUGUUGGUUAAAAUCUCGAUCAAAUGUUUGUCGGGAAUCGGGGGUAUGGAGUGGUACACCUAUAUGCGGGUCCUGCCGCACCAUCCACCUGUGCCCUCUCCCACCUCCGGUCUUUUUGACUAUUUCUUGACUCCGGGCCCAGGUGUGAGAGGAGGAGGAAGUGCGAUAGAUGCCGCGUAAGUCGAAUAUCACUAAAAUAACUCACACACAAGCCACCGUACCUGUUCUCACCUUGCUGUGGAGUACACGGUGGACAUCGCCGGACACGACAGUCGAAAUGCCGUGUGCGUUGAAUGCGUAUUCGGAGGCCCUUGGGACACGUCAGCUUCAGUGUCCGAUCUCAUCACCAGUUCGAUUGUGGGUUCCAAUGGUCAAAUGGUGCAGUGGACAAAGAGAAAAAACGGGGGGGCGGCACUGGGGAGGAGCCUUUUCUCAUGGAAAAUCAGCGUAUUCCUCACUGUAGAAGGUCUAGCGGGCUCGAAUCUUUUGCGAUGCCCAAAGUAUCGUGUAUCGAAAGCUCGCCAACUGACUGUUCUGCCUAAAGUUAAGAAUCGAUCGGCAGUGGCCUUCCCGAUGCUCUCACUCAGCUGACAUCCGAGACCAGCACAUAAAGAAAUAUAGACCACUUCGUGCAUGGAAUACCUGGAUGGACUGUUGGGUUUUUUCAGGUACCGUCUUCACCCUAACCUCCGGUCGUCUUGAUGCUGUCUUGGCACCGGACGGCGGUGGUUGUAGGGAGAGAGAAUGAAGUAGAUGUGACGGAAAACUGUUUCACCUUUAAUACCUUCAUGCGCAAUUCCUGGUCGUGCCUACUUCAUUGGGCAGAGGUCGUUCUCCUCGCCUGCAAUUUCAAAACUAUCGCAGGCGAUGUUACAAUUAGGAACUGAGAGGUCACAUCAAAGAGAAAAUCGGUAAGUAAUGGCAUGGAAUAGUUAGAUUUCCAUUAUUCGACAACAGGGAUGACGCAGCUCGUAUUAGACCCAGCACGGUUCUUCUUAUUUUCAGCCCGACCGUUUGACCGCUGAUCCCGACGAUGACCACCGUUUGUUCUACAGCAGCAUGGGUGCAGAGAUGGCGACUUGCGCGUGAAUUAGUUUCCAGUGACAGCCUGCUUGCGCAGAAUCUACUGCACUUUCUCCCCCCCCCCUCCCCAAGUCAGUCAGACCCUCAGUCCAACACCAGUGGACCAUGAUUUUGACUGUCCCAUCGCGUGCUGGCUACAUAGAGAACCCAAAAGUGUGUGAUUGCGAACUGGCUUUAGAGAAUUCCGACCUCAUUAUGUCCGCUAAAAUCUCUUGCCUUCCUUGGCAGUUGCUAAAUUAAUAUCCUUCCUGUCUGCAGUAUUUUUUAUCUUGAUACAAGAAAUGAUAACUGCCAUAGUAGCACCACUUAUAUCCAAUCGAUCUUUUGUUAAAACAAGACUUAAAGUGGCUUCCAAAAUCGAGCACCUGCAACAAAAGCAGAUCGGUAAACAUCGCUAUCACGCAAUACCGAAUGUGUCCAAGAAUUCUUUUUUACGUGGAAAACUCCAACUUCGCGAGCAGGUGAAAUAAAGAACAUACGAAUCCUAUAGAAUGGUACUGCAGCUUAUCGGACAUUAUUUUGAACUUUUACGAGGAAACUUAUCCAAGCUUACAAGGGCCUAAGGGUUAGACUGAGAAGCACCUGAUUGAGGCCUACAUGUAAUUGAAUUUUGGGGUUUUCGUCACUGUGCAAAUUACCUGACCAUUUUUAUCCAUAAUUUUCGCGUCGACUGCUUCAAAUCAUACACAAAACCUACUGCUAUGCACCCCAUAGAGCGGACUUGUAGGACGUUAACAUAUGUUAUCGUCUAAGAUCGUCUGCAUGAAAAGUAACGAAAGUUAUCAGCCUAUGACCCCAGAAUUGAGAUCAUUGUCCCGUUAAGUAUUGUCGCACCUAGGCUUUUGGUGCGUAUAUAUCCUACACCACAGACGACCCGUUCCGUUUCUCUACUAUUCAGGAGGGAUGUUAAAACGCAAAGCCGAUGCUUUGGCGAAGUUUAUACAUGUAUGGCGAAUAUUUCCAUUUUACAAGACAUUUCAUUGUUUACGUGGUAUACAAUUUAGUAAUUCAAAGUAACCGUGAAGAAGGGGACACGAUCUCCGAAACAAAAGCUUUAUUCGCCUGUCGUUUUGGACUGCUACUCGAACCCACCAUCAAUAAGCUUCAACUUCCCCCUCAUAACUACCUUAUUCAGUAUUUCAGGAAGGUUCUUUGCUCGGUUGAUUUAUUUAUCAAACCAAAGCAUUGCUUUCGGUUUUUUUCAUUCGAAUUAGUGAAACUCACAGAAAUUUGCAUCGCGCACUAAUCAUCCUUGUGGCUGUCAUAGAAACUUUCUUGUCAUAAUCAAAUAUGUCGAGAAAAAUCAUUCCCACGGUUUCUUCUAUGCGGCACCAGUUGCAGUGUCCCGAUUGUCCAGGCCAAUACUUGCAUCACUUCGAUUUGUUUUUUUAUUAUUCGUCCGUCACUUGCGGUUGAUGCAGUAAAGUGACCGCCCGCCUAAAAUCAUACUACAUUUAUCUUCAACCACACUUUAAUAAUUAUGGGUCAUAUUAAAAAUCCUGGCAGCCCUUCGUAGAGUUCUCACGUGGGCAUGUGGCAUCCAAAAAGCUUUUAGGACUGUUAUACUUAGUCUACCUCGAAAGACCAUGGCAACAAGAAAUGAAAUAAUGGUAAACCAGUCUUAUUCUUAGUUGGGACCACUUUGAUGCCUCUGCGUAAACAGGUAAAUAUCAUAACAGCUUACUACACUUGUAAUUAAUUAGUACUUUAGCGUUUACUUGAAACUGCCUAUGUCAAAUGGUACCGUUUACAGAGAAGCAGAAAGCUGUUCGAUCGCCGAAACCAAUUUAUUUAUUUGUCUGAGUAUUCGAACUCGUACAGGGUAGCCACUUUUGAUAAUAUCACACUUAAGCAACGGCUCACGAAAUUAACUUCGAAGCCACUAAGGUAAUCGCUCAUGUCAGAAGCAAGACAAGCCGCGAAUUGAUUGAAGCAUGGGCUUUAGAUGAGACCUCGCUCAACGUAUCAAUCUGGCGGUGGCAUACAGAGCCAUGCGCAGCUAUCUCCGGACUGGAGUCGUGGAAAUCCAACUGGUUCAUUCCCCCUACAGCUGUAGCUUGCUCUCUUGCCGCUUUUGUCUUUGACGCUGGACACGUGUACGAGUUCGAUGGCGCAGACGAAUAAAGAAUUUGUACCAUCAACCGAACAGCCUUCUUCUUUCCUACCUAUAAGUACUCCUGAUAUUCGAACAUUCGUCUUAAUUCAACAUCAUCUGUGUUUGAGUACCCUUAUCACACUUUGGUUUGUCUUAUUUUAAAAAUUGAAGUAUGACUCGGUUUUCUACACAUUGUGUGACCCUCGGGUUUUGUCGCAUACCAAUAUCAUCAAAUGUCAACAGAAAUUAUGAAGCGUGUUUUCGAUUAGGAGGGAUUUCUUCAGUCAGAUGGUGGUAUUUAUUACCUCGCAGCAUAAUAUUAAGGCGUUUCUGUCACGCCAAGAUGCUGGCUUUUGGAUGCGCUGCCUUUCUGUGACCUGCAAAAACUGCAUUUUGUAAAUAAUGACUAGUCUAGUGUCAUGAAUAUUUCCAUUGGUUUUCGAUGUUUUCUAGAAAACACGCAGAAAAAUACCCUUUCUUGUACUCAUCGGUAGUACACCGCUUCCUUAGAGUUUGUGGUCCACAAGCGGUUGCUUUCAGUUUCAAAAGUCUGUAAUUAUGAAAUGUUUGUGACCCUGAAAUGUCCACUCACAUAGCACAGUAUCUGUCAACUUAUUGAUGGCUUUCAUUUAAUAUACGUCAUGGACCAUAUACACUGCAAAAUUUUACAAGCAUUGUUUAAUACCUCCUUAAAGACAUAGCGGAAUGCAUGGUUUUUCCCUACGUAAAGGGUAUACACCCUACAUAAUGGGUACCAUCAACAAAAAUGCAACGGCACGUCGGAUACAAAGUUGCUGGAGUUUGAAAGACUUCUUGAGACAAAAAGAUGACCUUUUAGCAGAUAAAAUUGAAGAGGGUAUGAUUUUAUGCCAAAAGGGCGUUAAAGAGGAUAUUUUUGGCGUGCUUUAUAUAGAUUAUAUGUGAACCUAUUAGAAUAUCGAUGGAGAAAAUUCCAACUACAUAAGCAGCCAUUUUUGGCUGGAUGUGAUAUUACAGGCGAUCAGAAAGAAUCACAUUUAAAAACCGGCACCUCCGCGUGACAGAAGUGCCUUGAGAUUAUGUCGCACGAUAACCAAUAUUACAACCUUACUUAGGUAAUCGAAAACGCAUUCCGAAAUUCCGGUCAGCAUUUCACGAAAUUGGUCACCUGCUCUAUGUAGCAGUUUUUGUUUACCUAUCGUUUUUCAACCACACAGGUAACGCGAUCUUUUUGCCUAGGCGAUUGCUUGAGAGUUGACUGCAUCCACUGAAUUGACAGACUCUAAAACGAACGAGCAAAACUGCGAAAAGCACUAUGAAGGAAGGAUGGUACUUUGUGAUUAAAAGUCUGAAAAAAGCGCAAGCAAUGUCACCUCUGUUAGUCCACAGUGUUUUCAGUUUGAAAUAAACAUAGACCGGUUUAAUGCGUGUCACGCGCUUGCACCUAUAUUUUUUUAAUCACUGUAAUGGCUUGUGAUGAAGAAUGUAAAAACGGCUUGUGACAGAAAAUCGACGCAUACGAGCAGUAGGCGUUAAAGGCGUUUUAGGUGCGAAGAUCUUUAUCCUCUUAUUCGCGAGGUUGAGUUACGUAGAGAGAAAGCCUUCUCUGCCUUUACACUCGGCUCUAUUUAAAUUGUUCUCUAAAGUCUUUCCCCUAUGCUAUCCUCGCAUACAGAACGGUGUCUCCGACGUCACCAAGAAUCGAACUUCUUCGCCCCAGGGCACUGGGUCCACUUCACCCCCAGCGAGCAAUUCCCCCAACGAUUCAAAGUAUAACUCACUAGACAAGCCACCACUAUCAGGUAAAAAGACUCUAAUGGCUGUGGCGCGGGGAUCGCCCGCCAAUCUUGCUCCUUCGGCCUCUUCCCCUUCCGUUGACAGCACCAGUGCAGAACAGGCUGCCAAGCAGCGACGUAUUCCACCCCGCGACUACGUGCUCCCCGUGACUGACGAGCGCAGCAGUCCACGGCGAAUCGUGAACGGUGCCAGCCAACGAGGAAAUCACACGCCUGUUAUUAGCCCGACGCAAGGAGAUUAUACUCUGCGCACCGAUGCCUUAUCAAAUCACACUCCCCUGAAGGAUCCCAAUUCCUCCAAUGGCCAGAAGGUGCAGCAGACCAGUGCUGACACAAAGCGCAGGUUCAGUGUGGACACUGCGCCGCAGGAGAACUCCCCUUCCAGCUACUACAAGCAGUCUGUGCCAAUCCCGCGACCUAGCGGUUGUUGUAAACUCAUGUAG
Spirometra erinaceieuropaei is the source of this 23816-nucleotide messenger RNA. The record is from the annotation of a GenBank genome assembly. NCBI's taxonomy places the organism in Eukaryota, Metazoa, Platyhelminthes, Cestoda, Diphyllobothriidea, Diphyllobothriidae.